This is a messenger RNA of Nannizzia gypsea CBS 118893, 1188 nucleotides long. RefSeq lists its product as hypothetical. Lineage: Eukaryota; Fungi; Ascomycota; Eurotiomycetes; Onygenales; Arthrodermataceae. The transcript is spliced from 3 exons. Bases 1 to 1188 code for a protein of 395 amino acids. The record is from RefSeq and is a predicted model, not a curated record.
AUGCCGGCUCUCGCCUCGCCGGACACAUCGAACAGCCAGCAUCACGAGCAGCAGCACCACCAUCACCAUCAUCAACAUACCCCAGGAACCAAACAGACGAACGCCUCAUCCUCCCUGUUUGCUCACUCUACGUCGAAACAACCUCACGAGAAAGCUGCUGCUGCUACUGCGGCCAACGCCUUUCUGUGGAACCCAGAUUACAGCAACGGAGACACUGGAGAUGGAGUCGCUGCAUCUGCGAAUUUCUUUGUUGAGAGUCGCUCCAGGGGCCCAAAUCCGAAGACUAGAGCCACAGUUUCCAUCUCUCCUUCGCGAGAGUGCACAGAGAGCGUCGACUCCUCGUCGCUGAGGAACGGGCGUGCCGUCUCCUCUCACAACUCCAUGGCAGACAUCACAACAACACCCGCUACCACCAACGGUGCGUCCGCCCAUCACGAAGCAUUUGCCGACGAACACGAACGCUGGGUGAACGGAAAACGGCCAGGCUCAGGCUCAGCACGGAACUAUCAAUGGUGCAGCACUGCCAUACAGACCGACUACACAGGAUACCCGUCUACCGCUGAGCUGACGCCUCCAAGCUCCUCGUCUCAACACGAUGAUGUAGGGCCUGCUCCAACAAGACCACCACCACCUAUUCCAACCGCUGCUGCUGCUGCUUCAACCUCAAUACCGACCACACCUACACCCAGACCUACUACUCUUGAUACCACCAACCUCGCUCCAGAGUCACAGCCCAUCUCUUACAGACACUCCUCUCCACCACCACAAGUAUCUACAACCGCACACUCAGAAAUACCUACUUCUCCCUCCAGCCCGCAGAGCGGACGUCUUAGCCACCGACAUACCCUCCAGGUUCCACGCCACUCCUCGUCACGAGCAAGCCGUGACACCGUGUCUCUUCUCCUACCUCCGUCCUGCGUCGUGGCUCGUUCACCAUCCCUCGUCUUAGCCAGCGUUCAAACCAGUCAGAAGCUCACCUGGAUGAGGCCCUACAUGACGAAGGGUGCCGCCAGAUGGACAGAAGCGUUUAAGCAACGCCGAGCCAGCAAACGAAAACGACGAGAGGAGGAAGACGAAGACCGCGUCAUCGUUGGGACAAAGGUCGAUCAGCAUCAUGUCAACUGGGUGACUGCGUAUAACAUGCUGACAGGCAUCCGCUUCACGUUUCAGAACCAACGCCAAGCUUGA